Messenger RNA from Caenorhabditis angaria, 1515 nucleotides. NCBI's taxonomy places the organism in Eukaryota, Metazoa, Nematoda, Chromadorea, Rhabditida, Rhabditidae. The record is from the annotation of a GenBank genome assembly.
UUGAUUUUGCUGCCCGAGUUCAAACAACCAAUUUUUGUGAGAAAUUUUUUGCAAGUUAUGAUUUUUGCUCUUUUUUUUCAUUGUGAUAAUUUUAUCAUUUUUUUCAGAAGAUGUUUGGACAACAAAUAAGUAAAACCGCCCAAGCCAUUCAAAAAGGCAGUGUCCGAUUCUACAAUAAUACCUACAAUAAUUUGAAAAUCAACAAAAGCACCAAAGUCAUUAUCCAAGGUUUCACUGGAAAACAAGGAACAUUCCAUGGAAAACAAAUGAUCGAAUAUAACACCAACGUUGUUGGCGGAGUUAAUGCCAACAAAGCCGGAACAACCCAUUUGGAUAGACCAGUCUUCAGAGAUGUCAAAGAGGCUCGCAAUAAAACUGGAGCUGAUGCUUCAGUUAUCUAUGUUCCAGCUUUCGCAGCUGCCGAUGCUAUUGAAGAGGCUAUUGAUGCUGAAAUUCCACUUGUUGUUUGCAUCACUGAAGGAAUUCCACAACACGAUAUGGUUCGCGUCAAAUCCAAACUCGUCAAACAAAAUAAGACCAGACUUGUUGGACCAAAUUGUCCUGGAAUCAUCUCGGCUGAUGAAUGUAAGAUCGGAAUUAUGCCAGGACAUAUUCACAAGAGAGUGAGUUCUUAAAUUUCAAUUAAUAUGCAAUAUCUUAUUGAUGAUUUUCAGGGAUGCAUCGGAAUUGUUUCUCGCUCGGGUACAUUGACCUACGAAGCUGUUCACCAAACCACUCAAGUCGGAUUCGGUCAAACUUUGUGUGUUGGAAUCGGAGGAGAUCCAUUCAAUGGAACCAACUUCAUUGACUGCCUCAACGUCUUCCUCGAGGAUCCAGAAACCAAGGGUGAGUUGGAUUUCUUUGUGAGAAAAAAAUUGUGAGAGUUGUUUGUGGCAAAAGCCACAAUGAUGCAAAUAUGUGAACUUUCGGUAAAUACGUAUGAGCCGAUUGUAAUUUUCGAUGUGAAAUUAUAAAAGUCUUUUUAAACAUAAAAAGUAGAAUUAUUCUGAAUGUGAGAUCAUUCAUAAUAUGUUACGAGCCAUAAAAAAAAUCAAUAUUUAGAAAAAUCUUAAUGUUAGAAGUCCUAACACAUAACCAAAAAUCCAUAAAGGCUAGAUUCUCAUAAAAUGAUUUCAUGUUACCAUUUUUGUUCUAUUCCAGGAAUCAUUCUCAUCGGAGAAAUUGGAGGUUCCGCUGAAGAAGAAGCAGCCAAAUUCUUGAAGGACAACAACUCUGGAAAGAACCGCAAACCAGUUGUCUCAUUCAUUGCUGGAGUCACUGCUCCACCAGGAAGACGUAUGGGUCACGCUGGAGCUAUUAUUUCUGGAGGAAAAGGAACUGCCGCUGAUAAGAUUGCUGCUCUCAAUGAUGCUGGAGUUAUUGUAAGUGUUAUCCCCAAAAUUCAAACGAAAUAAUUCAUUGGAUAAGAAUUUGAAGACAAUAUGUUUGCAGGUUACCGACUCACCAGCUAAAUUAGGAACAUCAAUGGCCACCGCUUUCCUCAAGAAUAUCUAA